AUGAAUUCAAACGAUUUGGGAGAGAAUGGAACAAAUGAUGUUCGGAUCGAGAACGACAACGAUGUUUCUACUAACGGAGUUCUUGUGGUAUUCAACCAACAAGCUGCAUCUACUGCUCAAAGCACACCGGCUGCUCUUGGAGUCCAUCAACUUCUGCCGCCACAAGAUCUGGCCAACAAUGGUGUUGCAGUUGUACCAGGACCAAGCGUUCAUGCCGCUCCAGCUACUGGGUCAGCAUCAAAGAAGGCGAGAGGAAAAAAGCAAAAAAGAGGCAAGAAAGGAAAAUCUGCAAAGCGUACUACCCAACCAGCGCCAAAAAAUCCAUCAAAUGCGCCAGUCAGACAUCGAAAAACCGAAGCGGAGAGACUCAAAGACGGUUUGGACGAGGAAUGGUUUAAUAGAAGUGGGACACGAAGCAGUUAUGCGAACCGAAGACAGUCAGGCGGUGUGGGAAAUUCGGACGGUCUGGUGUCUGCUCGCAACCGUUUGCGUUCACAACCGGUCACAACAGCCAGUCAUCGUGCAACCACAACUCCAAACAAUACUCCUCCAGCAAUUCCCGUCAAUCAUAUUCCACUGGUUCCUGUCGUCAAUGCAAUUUCUGCUGCUUCCAACCAAGCUGCUUCCAACCAAAUUGUUUUCGACCCAGUUGCUCCACCAUCACCUCCUAUUCCGGCUGUCUGUCGUCAGGAAUCUUUGCCGCCGAAGCGCGAUGAAUAUGAUGUUCCUCUCAUGGAUCAAUCGGAAUUGCCUCAACGUGCAGUUGCAAAGUUGGAAAAAAAUGAAUUUUUCUCAGCUCGCUUCACACUUCCCGAAGUAAGAGCCCCGACUAUGGAAGAUGCAAGUGUUCUCCUGGAACAAGUUACGGAUCCUCAACUUCUCUUCAUGGUUCUGGCCCUUGUCCCCCUUUUCAAAUGCUUGAAACCUUAUAGGGAUGCAUGCCAAGGUUUGGAUCUCAUCUUCGACAAUUUUGGAUAUUUUGAAGUCCUCCAAAACGCCUUCAAUUCCAAGGCCGUUUUCGCUUUAAGAAAUUUUUAUAAAGAAUGGGCGGCGAACAAGUUCGUGCCACCAGCAAUGAAUGGAGGUUGGACGCUUGGAUGCUCUAUGAGGGAUGUGUUGGCUCUCUUCAAGCUCGUCGCUAAUCCGAAUUUAUCCGAAGUCCUUUACAAGCUGGGAUGCUCGCCGAGAAGAGGAACUGAUGGUGUUUGCCGUCCAAUUCUGGACGACAUAAUAGAUUAUGUCCCACGAAGAACAGCUCCGUUCACGAUGGAAACUGUUCUUCUGAUCAAAAGUACGGCUUUGUUGUUACUCGAUAUUCAACCCACGCUCGAGAGAUUCGCGAUGCUCGAAAUUGGAAAACCGAUUCCAGUGAGACCAGAAGCAUCGGAAUUUAAUUGGAAUCUUGCAAACGAUAUUGUAAAAAUUCAGAAAGAAGGAUGGCGCGUAUCAUUGUUUCCAAAUACAGGUGAAGAAGAAGGAGAAGUUGUGGAACAGAAGUUCCAAACAAUGGAAAUGAAGAAAGAAAUGAAAUAG
Caenorhabditis remanei is the source of this 1533-nucleotide messenger RNA. RefSeq lists its product as uncharacterized. NCBI's taxonomy places the organism in Eukaryota, Metazoa, Nematoda, Chromadorea, Rhabditida, Rhabditidae. The record is from RefSeq and is a predicted model, not a curated record. The transcript is spliced from 5 exons. The coding region runs from base 1 to 1533 and encodes 510 amino acids.